ACUUAAACAAUUCACACACACACUUUUCAAUUUUACACACAUUUUGUUAGAUUUUAUACGACUGUAAGCCACGUUAAAGAAUAUUGCGAGCUUAAAAUGGAUAGUGGCCAACAGGAUGACGAAACUGAUUUCCUGUUCGAUAUUGUGGUCACUAGCUUGGACUUGGAAAAGCCAGUCAAGGAAACCGAACUAUUGGAAGCGCAAGUUAAAUUCGGUGGUGUCAAUAUUAAAAUCACAAACAGUCGAAUAAAUGUCCAGGAUUUCGUAAACAACAGAGUGACCCAGUUCACCACUAGUCCAUCUGCAUUGCGACAGUCCCUGGAAGAUCAAGGAAUGCAGAUAUCCGCCCGUUACGCAGGCUCAUCCUUGGGAAGUAAUGUGCUGCUCUUUCCGGACACCUUUAUCGAUAAAAUAAGCUCCCAAAUGAAUGACCUUUUCUUCGAGGCCACAAUAAAUCUAAUGCGCCGAGCUGACUGCAUUGGCACCAUUACCAUUCGCUUAGUAUUGAUCAUUAAGUGCAUAGAUACUGACAUCAUUAAGGAACCGCGAAGAUCCAGUUCCCCUCGAAUGUCCCGAAAAUCCAUUGCUGAGGAUAUACUUCCCAAAAAAGGGCUGAAAAAAGAAAGUUGCCAAGGAUUGGGACCGACAUUAAACCCCCAGGACGUGAUGUUUGUCAUUGGUGAUCCCGAUCCUCUGCUAAAGAUUCCAUCAGAGCCGUGCUCGGAACUUCUGUUUGAGGAUGGGGAUGUGCGAUUGGAUCUGGACUUACGGCGCUAUAGGAGCUUGGAAAAUCGUCGCUUAGUUUUACCAGAUGACGAUCCCUGUCUCAAGGAGAAACCCUCAAUUAGUCAACUAAGGCAACUGACACAUCAUUACUCAAGGAUCAUUGGAAUGGUAUCAGAUAAAAUUAAGCAAAUGCAUCUGCCUUCUAGCUCGGCGGAUCCCCUAUCAGAAAAGACUGCUCCUAUUUCAAGCACACCCCAGGAACCAAUGGAAGAUCGCAUAAUACCAGUUCCUAUAAAAGAUGAUACUGACAACGAUAUAAAUCCCAUUCGGUUUUGCCCUUUUUGCUUGUAUUCCAUGUCCUGGCUACCGAAGUAUGCCAAAUGCCCCAGAUGCAAUGCUAUAGCUCUUCCUGAGCUCGAAGAACACCACAGUCGUCAAAUAACAGCGGAUGAAAUUGUAGAAGAGCAGCUGGUAAAACCAAAAUAUGAAGAACCCAAAGAGGAUCCAUGCCAAGGCCCUAUUAAACAUACCAAGCCAUUAAAGAAAAAGAAUAAACCUGUUUUGGGUGAACCACUUCAAAUUUCUUCUGAAACUGAGUCUGAAGAGGAGUGUCCUCCAUGUCGCUGUACUUGUUCCGCCGAUAGGACUUGCGCCCAUUGCCGUAUUCGCAGGAUGUGCGAGGACGUCUUUAGCAGCGAGAAAGGAAAACCGCAAGAGCAGGAGCAUGUAAAGGUUCCAAGCCCCCGCGAAGGAGAGGAUUUCUGUGUGGUAACACACCCCAGUAACGAUCGCACUUACCUCUCCAGAGUUUUAAACGAGCUUAAGUAUCUGUAUCACAAGCACGAUACCAAGAAGCUCUUAGAAAUGCAGAAGCGAUGCGAAUCCCAAACUCUACUGCCAAUUGGAAGUAGAUCUUCCAUAACGCUUAUGCGCCCCCCCAGUGCCUUCGAUCCUCACGUUCCCGGUACUUUUAAACGACAGACGGCGGGUCACAGAACCUGCUUGCCGGACCUACACCUUGUUCCUCGUCACCACGGUUGGAACUGGCCAAGAUCAUGGCUGGCCAAAAAGUACGGCUGGAGGCCUGGGGCCAUCCUACGAGCAGCUAGUCAAGUGAUGCGCUUCUUCCUAAUGGGCAAAAAGGAUCGUAGCAUCUGCAAAAAGAUAUCCGACGAACAAGAUGAGCGAGAACGGAGAAGCCUGCCAAUACUUAAUAUUUGCAAAAAGGACGGAGUGAUAUUUGUUACCCUUCGCGCCCUGCCCACUUUGGAUAUGAAACAGAGACCCAUAACCUUCCGGAUUGUGAAGAGCGAACUGGCGGUGGCACUGCGUCAAAUCAAGCGCGCUUUAAAGGAUCAGGGUUUUAGGAAGUGCACGUGCCACAAGUCCCUUAUGCUGUGCACCUGUCGCGAUGCCUUGGAGAAGUUCGAGCUCAACAAAGCCCUCAAAGAGGAAUGCCAGCGACGAAUCAUGGAACCCUGUCCCGAGCACUUGGUGCUCACCGAUACAAGCAUCAGUGACCUUGAGUUUAACCUGGAUGUCACACCGCCAGCGGGAACACGUUGGCCGAAGGCUAAAGCCCUCCAGAACAUGGUGAACCAUGGAACACAGACUCAGAAGAAAGGCAUACAAUCUAUAGAGCCCAAGUACCCUGUUUCCGACAGUCCCUAUUGGAGGGCCUUCGAUUGCGCAGCGGGAGAUCGCUAUAUGGGCACCGCCUUCGGGGACAAUGUGGAGACGGUGUUCGAGGAUGGCAUAUUUGGGUAUAGAGGAGGAGGUCAGCAUGGAAAGGCUCCCUGUCCGCGAGAUCCAAGGAUUUGGGGAAUGCGUACAGGUGCACCAAUGCCAAUUGGCACUGGUCAAGAUGCCAUCGAUCCAUAUAGGUUCACCAGGACCGUUUGGAAGACACUUCCAAAAAAUAUUAUUCGCCAAAUGCACACAAAUCGCCAAUUGUAG
Molecule: messenger RNA, 2682 nt
Organism: Drosophila sechellia
Lineage: Eukaryota; Metazoa; Arthropoda; Insecta; Diptera; Drosophilidae
Exons: 1
Coding region: 97-2682 (861 amino acids)
Source: RefSeq, a predicted model, not a curated record